AUGGCGAAACGCAAGGCACCUGAAGAACUCUCCACUAAUGCGAAUACUAUCAAAGCUCGCAACUGCGUCUCCAACCUUACUGAAGAUGAGAAGGCUGUUCACUUAGCACUCAAGGCUGACCAUGCUGAUCUGAGCUACUACUUAAAGAAGUUAUAUAAGUCUGCAAAGUAUAUUGCUGCCUCUACUGAAGACAAGACAUGUCUACAGAAUGAAUUGAAGGUUGAGCGUAUUCGUGUUCAGACUGAGAAGGGUACCCAUGCAUCUUGCAUUGUGAAUCAGAAAGUCAAGAAUAUUAGCGCCUCUUCUUCUUCUCCACAAGCCCCACCAUCUACUCCGCCACAACUUCUGUCUGAGCUUGCUGCAUUUGGGGGUAUCUCAAGUAUCCCAAUCGAUGACGAUCAUAACAGUGAAUGGGAGGAUACUGAGGUUGAAGACGAUUUGGCGUUGGAGCUUAUGUUACGGCGCGACGAUAUUUUAAAUGACGAGGCUGUUCUACCAGAUGAGCUUUCUGAUGAAGAGAUCACUAGCAUCCAGGCUCUCUUAACUCAAGCGCGCAUUGAUGCCCAUGAAGAGUCCAAUUUCCGCAAGUGGCAACAUUUCUGGGAUAGCUGUAUCCACUCAUAUACGAGAAAGGCUGGAAAGCUGACAAAGAAGCCUGAGCGUCUCUUUGAGUAUAUGCCGUAG
This is a messenger RNA of Pseudogymnoascus destructans, 684 nucleotides long. RefSeq lists its product as uncharacterized. The transcript is spliced from 3 exons. Bases 1 to 684 code for a protein of 227 amino acids. The record is from RefSeq and is a predicted model, not a curated record. Lineage: Eukaryota; Fungi; Ascomycota; Leotiomycetes; Thelebolales; Thelebolaceae.